Messenger RNA from Anneissia japonica, 861 nucleotides. Its product is annotated as dynein heavy chain 3, axonemal-like. The coding region runs from base 499 to 861 and encodes 120 amino acids. The record is from RefSeq and is a predicted model, not a curated record. Lineage: Eukaryota; Metazoa; Echinodermata; Crinoidea; Comatulida; Comatulidae. The transcript is spliced from 3 exons.
CUGAAACGCCAUGUUACGCUACUUUUGAGCAAAAAGUUUUAAAAGUUUACUUUUCAGGUGGACGAAUUUUAGCUGAAAAUUGAUGAAAUCUGAAAAAGUGUGUCAAUAAUCGUUUACUUGUUAUUUGAAAGUACUGGUGUAUUUGACUGACGGUCUAAUGUGAGGUGAUCAGACGACAUCAAAACUUGUUGGGAAUUUAGGCCUGAAUUUUGUCAAAACACUUGCCGUUGGCACUCGAUAAGCUACUCUUGACUUUACUAGGGGAUCAAAAUAGGUUAUUGCUAGGCCUGGGCCUAGUCUAGGUCUAGCUGUGAUUAGAAAAACGGACUAAACUAGUGUGAACGGGAAGCCAAAUAGCAGCUACGAUGGCGAUACAGACAGGAACAUACCAUAAUAGACUCUGAUUGUAAAGUAAGAACGUUUUGGUACUGUACUGAUUAAGAAAAUAUCGAGGCAAGAAACAAGUGGAUUUUAUUUAUCAAUACUAGGCCUACAAUAAUGGCGUUGGAUCGUGCAAAGCAUGCUGAAACACCACUGCUUAGUUGCAGUAAAACCAGAGGGUUGCCAGGGAUACCUCCGCUGCCACCAGAGGGUGCCAAAGAUCCUUCAGAUCUCUAUCAGAUUGUAUUACGUAAUAGUGAGCAUCCGCCAAUAAUGAGAGGGAAGUCGUGGACAUUAGCUUCUCCUUUCAAAGAACAGAAGUACCACCGUACCCCCAGUGAAUCAAUCGCUAACAAUUACACACCGUCUGCGAAUAAUCUGAAAAUAAGAUCGCUGCCGAAGAUCAGUUUAGCACGGUCCUGCACUCAGCCAUCCAUGACCAAGAAACGGAGCCAUUCACGUAUCCUUCGCAAUUUCUGA